Molecule: messenger RNA, 1551 nt
Organism: Linum tenue
Lineage: Eukaryota; Viridiplantae; Streptophyta; Magnoliopsida; Malpighiales; Linaceae
Source: the annotation of a GenBank genome assembly
AUGGAGCUUCUUCAUCAACUCUUCACCGUCGUCGUCGUCGUCACCAUCACCACAUCCCUCUUCAUCUUCUUCUCGAGAUCUCGACCACUGGCCGCCAACCGCAACAAGCUAAAAAAAACCACUCCACCACUCCCUCCGUCGCCGCCGACGAAGCUGCCGCUGAUCGGCCACAUGCACCACCUCGCCACCGGCGGCAACAACGCCCUCCUACACCAAGCCCUCCGAGACCUGGCCCACAAACACGGGCCCGCGAUCAUGCACCUCCAGCUGGGCCAAGUCCAGACCAUCGUCGUCUCCUCGGCCCAAAUCGCCGAGGCCUUCCUGAAAACACACGACGUCAACUUCGCCCAGCGGCCUCCGGCGCAGUACGCCGCCGAAGCCCUCGCCUACGGGUCCACCGACAUCGUGUUCGCCCCCUACGGCGACUACUGGCGCCAGCUCCGCAAGAUCUGCACCGUCGAGCUCUUCAGCGCCAGGAUGAUCAGGUCGUUCGGUUCCAUAAGAGAGGACGAGACAUCGAAGCUUGCCGCCGCCAUAUCGGCGGCAGCGUCGUCGGGCUCCGGGGUUGACUUGAGCGCCAUGUUCUGCAAGAUGACCUACGGCGUCCUCUCCCGGGCGGCGUUCGGGGAGGCGAUGACCGGCGAAGGGAGGGAGGCGUUCUUGCCGCUGGUCGGCGAGAUCACGAGGGUGGCGACGGGGUUCAACGUGGCGGAUUUCUUCCCUUCGUUCAAGCUUCUUCAGGUUGUGACGGGCGUGGCCUCGCGGAUGAGCGCGCUUCGCCGGAACGCCGACGAGGUGCUUGACUCCAUCAUCGCCGGCCAUCGGAAGAGCGGCGGAGAAGAGGGAGAGGACGAGGAUCUCUUGAGUGUGCUUCUGAAGCAUCGGCGGGGGGAAGAGAAUCUCGGAUUCUCCUUGACAACCGAUAAUAUCAAGGCGGUGCUCGUGGACCUAUUCUUUGCUGGCACCGAGACGACGGCCACGAGUCUAGAAUGGGCCAUGUCGGAGCUAGUGAAGAACCCACGCGUGAUGCAAAAAGCCCAAUCCGAAGUAAGGCGGGCCUUCGGGCCCAACGGAAAGGUCGACGAGGCAAGGCUUUCCGAGCUAGUAUACCUAAAAAUGGUGAUACGAGAGACCAUGAGACUACACCCUCCGGCACCCAUGCUGCUCCCGAGGACCGGUGCCGAAGACUGCGAGAUCGGCGGCUACCGCGUACCGGCCGGUUACAGCGUCAUUGUGAACGCGUGGGCGAUCGGGAGGGAUCCCGAGUACUGGGCGGAUCCCGAGACGUUCUGGCCCGAGAGGUUUCUCGACGGCUCGGUCGAUUAUAAAGGGAUUCAUUUUCAGCUGAUACCGUUCGGUGCGGGGAGGAGGAUCUGUCCCGGAAUGUCGUUCGCUUUGGCGAACAUCGAGCUUCCGUUGGCGUGGUUGAUCUAUCGUUUCGACUGGAAACUUCCGUAUGACCGGAAACCCGAGUGCCUCGACAUGACCGAGGCAUUUGGUGCGGCCAUCAAGAGGAAAAACAGGCUUUUCUUGGUUCCUUGUGUCGCUUAA